CCACCCUCCUUGCAACCACCUCAAUUCACCUUCAUUGUCCUUUUAUUAUGGUGGUUUGACUUUUAUUGCCCCCGUAAUCCAUUACACCCAAUCCAAACGUACCCUAAAAAAGACUGCAGUGACUCAGUGAGUGUACUAGUGCUCACUCCACUUCAAGUAAGUUAAGCACAUAUUUACAGAUCUAGUGCAGUGCUGAACCCAACCGUCGGUAAAGUGAAGUAGUAAAGUACUAGUAUCAAUUUGGAAGGUCUACAAACUGAAAUUACAAGAAUGUCAUGUUGUACACCUCCGGUUGUUGUUUAUGCAAGAAUUUCAGGUGUUUUAGUUGCAGCACUUGUUCUAAUUUGGCCUCUUUUCUACAACAACAGCUUCACUCACCACUCCCCCUCUUCUCCAAACAACUUCAUCUUUUCUGUGCUUCAUCCUUUGCUUAUGGUCAUUGGAUUCAUAAUUAUAAGUGGAGAAGCGAUACUGGUUCAUAGAUGGAUGCCAGGGUCAAGGAAUAUGAAGAAAACAGUGCAUUUGGGGAUGCAAGGAGUCGCCUUGGCUUCUGGGAUUUUCGGAAUCUGGACCAAGUUUCAACCACAAAAUGGUGUUGUUGCUAAUUUCUACACCUUACAUUCUUGGAUGGGUUUCUUUUGCGUCACCCUUUUUGCCAUUCAGAGAUGCUUGGGUUUUUAUACCUAAGGUGAGUACGAUCAUAGUGAUUUUUCCGUAGGCAUGGUGGAGAAGGACUCAGUAAUCAUUGGGAAGAAUACUGAGGCCGGAGAUGUACUCAUUGGUCUUCCAUCCAGUGGAGUUCAUUCCAAUGGUUUUUUGGUUGACAGAUUGCUAAUUAGAGUAUGUUCAGAGGUUCCUUGUUGGACUUUGCAGUUUUCUUGAAGUUUUAUACAGCUUUGCCAACAAGUCCUUAGUUGACUUAGCUUCAAACACUAUGAUGUUGCUUCUGCGUUAGUGCAAGUUAUCCUGCAGUUGUUAAUGAAUUGUUGCCAGCAGUUAGAUUGGGUGCAGGUGUUGGUUAGGUUAUUGUAGGUUCUGGGGCUGUGAGCAUGUGAUACUUUGUUUAUACACCGCUAGAGGUACAAUCAGUAGAGCUUAGGCAACAAUAGGGGUCUGCUCAGGUUGACUUUUGUUGAGAUGCUGCUUGCUGAUUUCUGUUGCGAUGUGUGUUGCUGCCAUACUGCUGGUCCGGUCUAGAAGGGUUCUUUCAGCUGCUAAUGCUUCACGCUCGUACUUUCUAAUGGAGUAUUUUUUUGUCAUUCUCGUCAACUUUUGACUAGAGUUGACUUCUUUUUAUUUUGCAUUUUUUACUUGGUUUUGUUGAGCUUUAUUUUGUGCUCGGUUGUGGGCUUUACUUUUGGGUUUUGUAUACAAGUGGUUUUGUUUAAGUAUAUAAGUGAAUUUUGAAUUGAAAAUAUAAUUUUUUUAAUCUCUUAUGUAUUGUAAAUGUACUUUUAAUAAGAAAUUAAACUUUUAUUUGUGUGUA
This is a messenger RNA of Spinacia oleracea (spinach), 1486 nucleotides long. Its product is annotated as probable transmembrane ascorbate ferrireductase 4. The transcript has 4 exons. Bases 271 to 687 code for a protein of 138 amino acids. The record is from RefSeq and is a predicted model, not a curated record. Gene Ontology annotation, molecular function: oxidoreductase activity. NCBI's taxonomy places the organism in Eukaryota, Viridiplantae, Streptophyta, Magnoliopsida, Caryophyllales, Amaranthaceae.